AAAAAAAAAAAAAAAAGAGAGAGGGAGAGAAAGAAAACACUUCCUGAGGCUGCUAUUUUUAGCAGUUGUGCAGUGUCCAAAAUGUUAACUAAUUGAAUCAUCAGGUUUCAUAUCUGGCCACAGAAAAUGGCAGUGGAAGAGGGAGAAUGCUUUCCAGAACAAUCUGACACAAAUGCAAGUUACUUGAGAGCUGCUCGAGCUGGCAACUUGGAAAAGGCUCUUGACUACUUAAAAAGUGGAGUGGACAUCAACAUUUCUAAUCAGAAUGGGUUGAAUGCACUCCAUCUCGCUUCCAAAGAAGGGCACGUAGAAGUUGUCUCUGAACUGAUACAGCGAGGUGCCAGUGUGGACGCAGCGACAAAGAAAGGAAACACAGCAUUGCACAUAGCAUCCCUGGCUGGGCAAGCGGAAGUUGUCAAAGUGCUGGUUACAAAUCGAGCCAAUGUCAAUGCACAGUCUCAGAAUGGUUUCACUCCUCUGUAUAUGGCAGCCCAAGAAAACCACCUGGAGGUUGUUAAGUUUCUUCUCGAUAAUGGUGCCAGUCAGAGCCUUGCCACAGAGGAUGGUUUCACACCUUUGGCAGUAGCUUUACAGCAAGGUCAUGACCAGGUGGUUUCACUGUUGCUUGAAAAUGAUACAAAAGGAAAAGUCCGUCUUCCCGCUCUACACAUCGCUGCUCGGAAGGAUGAUACGAAGGCAGCAGCUCUGCUCCUGCAGAAUGACCACAAUGCUGAUGUGGAGUCAAAGAGCGGGUUCACACCCCUUCACAUAGCUGCUCACUAUGGAAAUAUCAAUGUAGCUACAUUGCUGUUAAAUCGAGGAGCUGCUGUGGACUUCACUGCAAGGGUAAUUUACAGUGGGGCUCCAUCUCCAGAAUGGAGCCUGUAUGUUUUCAACCAGAUUAUCACUCAGAGGACUCAGCUCCCUGUACCAAGAUCUGAUUCUUUGGAGGCCUGUCCAGAGUGCAGUGUGGUUGAGUACGAAUGCAACAGGCAGCACUCAGAGAUGGAUUGCAUGUGGGCUACUGCUCCAAUUGAGGUGCCAACCACCAGGACUUACAGUCCUUCCUACCUCAGAUCCUGA
This is a messenger RNA of Meleagris gallopavo (turkey), 1083 nucleotides long. Lineage: Eukaryota; Metazoa; Chordata; Aves; Galliformes; Phasianidae. The record is from RefSeq and is a predicted model, not a curated record.